This is a messenger RNA of Cyanistes caeruleus (blue tit), 351 nucleotides long. The record is from RefSeq and is a predicted model, not a curated record. Lineage: Eukaryota; Metazoa; Chordata; Aves; Passeriformes; Paridae.
CCUCAGGUGGACCGGAGGCUCGUGGACCGGCACUACGAGCAGCUGCGGCUGAAGCCCUUCUACCCCACGCUCGUCGCCUACAUGACCUCGGGGCCGGUGGUGGCCAUGGUGUGGGAGGGUUACGAUGUGGUGCGGUGCGCCCGGGCCAUGGUUGGGGACAGCAGCCGGGGGGACCUCAGCGUGCACAUCACCACGGCCGUGGCACUGUCCCCAUCCCUGUCCCCUCCCAGGAACAUGGUCCACGCCAGUGACUCCAUGGAGAUGGCCCAGCAGGAGAUCAGCUUCUGGUUCCAGCGGGACGAGCUGGUGGCCUGGGACAGCAGGGACAGGGACAGCAUCUACGGGCUCUAG